UAGAAAAAUCCUCUUCAUCCUACACCAGUUAUCCAUCUUAUCUGCUAAAGAUUCUACCAGUUGUUGCUUUCUUUAGGUCAACUGCUCCUGUUCCUGGCUAACCCUUGAUUCCCAGUGGAUCUGACUGACUCACUUUUGAAGUAAAAAUCAAAAGAGAAGGCUAUUAAGGAUGAGUGCCUCCAAUGUGUGAGGCCCCAGCACUGGAAGACGAAAAGGAAGGAAACGAGGGCAUACAGACUUGAAGGGCAUACAACAUGGAAAGAGGUGUGGACUCAGAUACUCUCAGUAUCCCUGAUGCCUGGGUCCAGAUGGAGUCCUCGGGAGUCUUUGAGUCUAGCACUUAUGAAUAUGAUCCAGAAAGCCUUCUGUGUGAAAGCCAGAAUGUCCUCCUUGCCACCUUCUCCAUCACCAUCCUGUACUCUCUGGUGUUAUUCCUCAGCCUGAUAGGUAACAGCCUGGUGUUAUGGGUCCUGGUGAAGUAUGAGAACCUAGAAUCACUCACCAAUGUCUUCAUCCUCAACCUGUGCCUCUCAGACCUCAUGUUCUCCUGCCUACUACCUGUGUGGAUCUCAGCACUGCACUGGGGUUGGAUGCUGGGCGACUUCCUCUGCAAGCUCCUCAACAUGAUCUUCUCCAUCAGCCUCUACAGCAGCAUCUUCUUCCUCACCAUCAUGACCAUCCAUCGCUAUCUGUCGGUGGUGAGCCCCCUCUCCACAUUCGGCAUUCACACCUUCCGUUGCCGCGUGCUGGUGACAUUGUCUGUGUGGGCAGCCAGCAUCCUGUCUUCCAUCCCUGAUGCCAUCUUCCACAAGGUGAUUUCCACAGACUGUGAUUAUUCUGAACUUCAGGCAUUCCUAGCCUCAGUCUACCAACACAACAUCUUCUUUCUGCUCUCAGCGGGGAUCAUCCUGUUCUGCUAUGUGCAGAUUCUCAGGACCUUGUUCCGCUCUAGGUCCAGAAAGCGGCACCGGACAGUCAGGUUAAUCUUCACCAUCGUGGCAGCGUACUUCCUCAGCUGGGCUCCUUACAAUGUUAUACUCUUCCUGAAGACACUGUUGAAAACCUGGGUCAUCCGGAGCUGUGAGGUCAACCAGCAACUGGACGUUGCUCUGCUCAUCUGCCGCACGUUGGCCUUCUCCCACUGUUGCUUCAACCCAGUGCUCUAUGUCUUUAUUGGGGUCAAGUUCCGCAGACACCUCAAAAGUCUCCUCAGACAGGUCUGGUUUGGCCGGCAACAGACAUCCAGUUCUACCCUGUUUCCCCACUCCCCUGGCUCAUUUGCCUAUGAGGGCCCCUCCUUCUAUUGAGAGAAGAGGAUAUGUACCCAGAGGUGGACAGGGGAGUUGGAGGAGAGCAAGGAAAAGUGGAUCAGGAGGGAACAGUGCGGAAGACACAGCAGUGGAGAUGGCAGCAACCCCUGCAGGGGUAGAAAGGAAGGUUAUGAUGCCUAUGGGAAAGUGACUUCCAGCUGGCUAUUUGACAUUGCCACCCAGAACAAGAUUCCUUGGACUCUGAGUUCAUUACUCAUUCCCUCACUUAUGAGACAUAGACUGCUUAUCAGUGAUUGGUCAGAAGUUCCUACAUGGAAGGAUUUCCAUACUUUGAGAAGGCUUCACAGUAUGUAAUGACUGUGCCAUGAGGCUGCUGGCACCAUGAGGUUAUCCCAGCUGAUGUGUUCACUUUGGAGAGGGCUGGUUCUGUGCUUCUCAGUGACUACUAGAUGAAACUGCCUUCAAGACAAUAAUCACAUCCUUAAAUAAGCACAGUCAGAAUGAAGUCUAGAUCCUAAAAACCCACUAGACAAAAGAUAGUUCUGUAUCCUGGCAACAGCUGCUGGCACAUAAACUGGCCUUUAAAUAUUUAGCCCAUAAAUACCAAAUUGAAGGAAUGAAUGCAAUGUAUACUACCUUCUUCACUAGUUAGACAAUACAAAGAAAUAAGGUACAGUUGCUAACUUCCAGGUGGCACCAAUCUAGCGGGAAAGGUCCAAAUAAGAAAAACCCACUUAGCAUGCAGGUUGAAGACUCCUCCCUCAUCUAUCUCAUCCCUUCCUGGUGGACAGAAAGCUGAUUUCUUACCCCUGCUUUGGUACUGAUGCCAACUUUCCCCUAUGACCCACACUCCAAGGCUGAGUCCUCCUGAAACCCUGCUCCUUCCUUUCUCUAAGCUCCUAGAGCCAGGUCCUGUGGACUCUGCCUUCCCAGCAUCUCUCCAGCUCAUUCUCACCAUCGCACACCCAUGAUGUCAUCACUGUAAUGGCCUCUAAUCCAUAGAGUCUUCCUGCUGCACCUCUUUUUCACAACCAGGUUAUUCAGGGGACGUUGAAACCCUUCUUGGCUUCUUAUUGUUUAUGAAUGCUCAUAAAUAAAGUGAAAGCACCUCAGUGAGACUUUCAAAGUCAUCUGAUAUCCACCAAUUUUUCUAUUUUCAUUCCAUUCUAAGCCCCUCGGAUCCAACACAAAAGACAAUGGGCCUUCUUCUAGCACUCUCCUCUCUAUCCUCCUGCCUCUGGGCUUUUGCCAUGCUAUCGGGGGAGCCUAGAGCCCUGGCUCUUCUCCUCCCUAUCCUCUAAGCUACAGCCGAAAGAAGAGUUCCAGGAAGCUCCCCAGUAUGCAAAUCAAAGUACAGUAAUACUCUGUCCUGAUUGCAAUGGCAUUUCUCACACUAUCUUCUGUCAUUGUUACACAAAUGCGUGUCUUAUGUCACUGCCCCAUCAAAUUGCUUGAACCUGGCCUUGAGCCCUAGUGUUCUGUCACUGAAGGCAAAGAAUAAGGUCUGUCAUUACUCUUCAAAUUUGUGCUCUUGGGGGCAGUAGGCCAUGAGCAUAUUUUAAUGUAGUUUCUCUGGAGUCAGAUGUGCUACCAUUGGACCAGGAGGUCCUUAAUGUCCAUUUUCUAUUAACCUCUUCCUUAGGACAUUCUCAGAACAUAUUGCUUAAUCUUCUCUGUGGCAAUGGCUAUACUCAACCUUGCCUUCCAGCAAGGUUGUUGGAAGUUACAUCCAUAGGCAUGGAUACAAGUGACUCUGUACAAAGACUCAGACAGAUCCAAUCUGUGGGCUUAAGUCCACUCUAGAGUGAGGUUUUGAAAACAUUUCCAUGUGAUUCUGGCAUUUACCCUAGUUAGGAACACACAGCUGCAACUUCUUGAAAAUGGAGACCCCAGAUUCUUCCACAGUCCCUUUGUAUAAGGAUUCAGUGUAUGUACAUGUAUAAGGCAUUCAAUAUAUGCUUAUGCAGUAAAGUAAUGACUAUUAUUAAUAUAGCUGUCAAUUGGAGCCUAGAUAGCUUGUACUUUUUCCCCUUCUACUCUAGAUACAACUUUGCUGUUCAAUUUUUCCAUUGGGUGACCAACUCUAGAGGAAGCUAGUGACUGUCCAGGAAAGAACAAGCAUCUAGUUUUAAUAAUAAAGUCAAAUGUACCUGCUGGAGAAUGCGAGUGGAAUAACAGGAAAGAGAUAAAGUUCCAGGAACUUACCAACCUGUAAGUGGGUCUAUCACUCACCACUGAUGGAAGAAACUGGGGGAAGGAAGUGAUGAGUAAGUUUGAUGCUCAGGAGCCCUGGUCAAGGUAGCCUUUCAGCACUCUCAAAUUUUGAGAGUUUUGUUGAGCUUUUUCUUAGAGGGCAGGCUGUCUCAGGGAACAAGGAGCAGAGGAACCCAGUUCACACACCCACUUGACCAAAGUACCUUUGGUUUUGAACCCACACUUUGUAGAAAGCAGGAUUAGAGGCUGUGUAUCCCCCAAGAGAUGUUCACUCCACUCCCUCUCGCCUAUCCCGUCCUAUACCUUUGCAUCCCAAGAUAUGUAUCUAAGUAUGUCUUUCAACACAAUCCUGUGUCUCUUCACAUUUCCAGUGAUGUUCAGGCAUCUGUCACAGAGCUCCUGGUACAAUGUUGAAUCAAGAGUCUUCACCAAUUUCACUUUUUUUUUUCAGAAGUGGAAAAAUGAACAGCAGACCUCAAUCUUAUCUAAAGGAAUAUUGACAACUGA
Nannospalax galili (Upper Galilee mountains blind mole rat) is the source of this 3992-nucleotide messenger RNA. RefSeq names its product X-C motif chemokine receptor 1 (gene Xcr1). The transcript is spliced from 3 exons. The record is from RefSeq and is a predicted model, not a curated record. Lineage: Eukaryota; Metazoa; Chordata; Mammalia; Rodentia; Spalacidae. Bases 255 to 1307 code for a protein of 350 amino acids. Gene Ontology annotation, molecular function: chemokine receptor activity. Gene Ontology annotation, cellular component: membrane. Gene Ontology annotation, biological process: G protein-coupled receptor signaling pathway; chemotaxis; immune response.